Molecule: messenger RNA, 1257 nt
Organism: Archocentrus centrarchus (flier cichlid)
Lineage: Eukaryota; Metazoa; Chordata; Actinopteri; Cichliformes; Cichlidae
Product: PAK4-inhibitor inka2-like
Exons: 3
Coding region: 168-1163 (331 amino acids)
Cellular component (GO): nucleus
Molecular function (GO): protein serine/threonine kinase inhibitor activity; protein kinase binding
Source: RefSeq, a predicted model, not a curated record
AGGAGGCCGAGGGGGCUGAAAUUUUCACUCAGCAUAUCAAGCGACUUGGAGCCGAAAGGACUGACUCCGUGCUGGUGACACUAAAGCCCGCGACACCUUUGAGGGAACCGGGACAUUUUCCCUUUAAUGGGACGAGGCUGCCACGUUCAAGGUACUGAGUUUUGCUGAUGAAAAGAAAAGAGAUGCUUUGCUUACGUGACUCAGGUGACUGCCUACGAGAGCAGAUGCAGUAUAUGAUGAGGUCACUGCAAGAUUUAAAACAACUGCGGAAAAUCUGCCCUGCAACCCGACGCCCCCUCGCUCCCAUCAGUGCUCAACUCCCAGCCUUAGCCCACCACUCGGCAGUGGCUCGCGCUUGUCAGCAGCGAGCUUUGCAACGAGAGCAGCGUGCAUGUCUGCGGAUGUCUGAUGCUAGCACGGCCAGUACCUACGACUCUGCCUGCUGCCUGGCUAGUCCUCUGGAGGAGGAUGAGGAUGACUCGAGCAGCCGGUUGGGGUUCAGACUGGGCUCCCCCUGUAGUCACAAGAGUCUGGAGUUUGAUUCAGGCUACUCCGAGGCCUCAUGGCAGGAUGAUGGAGUAUUUCUGAGGAGGACGAGGAAUGUCCGGGUGUCAUCUUCAGCAUGCAUGCGCACACAAAGAUUACCAAGUGGACGUAUUCGCCCCAAAUCCACCUCUGACGCUUGUCUAGAGACGUGGACAUCAUUUGAGGUCAGUGACCCAGGGGACUGGACAAACUCUUUAUUGACCAGAGGGCGCAACCGCCAACCUCUAGUCUUGGGUGACAACAGCUUUGCAGAUCUCAUACAGAACUGGAUGGACUUGCCAGAAUGUCCCGAGCCUACUGAUCUGAAGUCAAAUUCAAGACCUAGGCUGGGAAAAGGCUUCUUUGUCAACAUGAGGAGGAAACUAGCUGGACUGUCUAAGAGUGUGGAGGACAAAGUGAGGAUGAGAUCCACUGAGUCUUCCCAGGUUAACAGAACUGACAAUGCUCCGAAACGUCUGUCCUGUCCGGUUGUGGCAGCACAGCCUAAAGUCCCAUUUUUACACCAGUCACACUCCUGCAUUAAUGAGCUAAAUGCGGACUUCUACCAAUUUGCAGCUGUCAUGAAGUCAGGCAGCCGGCAGCCCAUAAUCUGCAAAGAUAUUAUCAGCUACAUCUGACAUUCAUUCACUUGAAGCCCUUUACAGACUGAACAAUCUUCAGAGUCACUUUAUUUUUUUAUGACUGUCUCCCACCUUUUAAUAUUCUGAAAAU